AUGUCUUUCUCCGGGCGUCGCGUGAGCAUCCUGCGUCCUUCCAAUCGACGCUUCUCAGUGGGCAAGGAGCUGUCAACCAACGAACUCCAAUCCGAAACCCAUCGUCAGUUCCGAACUGCCCACGAAGGUCACCGUCCCCAUGCUGGUCUCGAUGCCUCCCGUGCUUCCACCGGUGUUGUCUGGUGUACCGAACGUGCCUCAGAACACGGCUAUCUAGAAGAUCCCACCGGCUGGGCCAACCUUGGCCAGGGUGCCCCCGAAGCCGACGACGAAAUCGAGGGCAGCUUCCCCCGUCCCGAAUCUAUCCCCAUCACCUCUGCCACUCGAGAAUAUGGCCCAACUGCCGGAAUCAAACCCCUCCGUGCCGCAGUCGCCCGCCUAUACAACGAACACUACCGCCAGGGCAAGGCGAGUCAGUAUACUUGGGAGAAUGUGUGCAUUGUCCCCGGUGGUCGAGCGGGAUUGAUUCGAAUUGCGGCCAUUCUGGGCAAUUCAUAUCUAUCUUUCCCCAUUCCCGAUUACUCUGCAUACUCGGAGAUGUUGAGUUUGUUCAAGAACAUUGCUCCUAUCCCAAUGCCUCUUGCUCAGGAAGAUCACUACCACAUCCAUCCCGAUAAGAUCGCCGAGGAAAUCGCUCGUGGUACAUCGGUCAUCCUGACCUCCAACCCUCGUAACCCGACCGGACACUUUAUUUCCGGCGACGAGUUGUCCAACAUCCAGGAUAUCUGCCGUGAUCGUGCUACUCUCAUCCUAGAUGAGUUCUACGGUGGCUACAACUACACCACCGACUGCGAUGGCACGACCAUCAGUGGUGCUGCAAAUGUCGUUGAUGUAAACAAGGAUGACGUUCUUCUGAUCGACGGCCUCACAAAGCGUUUCCGUCUGCCAGGUUGGCGCAUUGCCUGGGUUGUAGGCCCCAGGGAAUUCAUAGAUGCCCUCGGCUCCGCAGGUUCCUACCUCGACGGUGGCGCCAACGCUCCCUUCCAAGAAGCCGCUAUCCCCAUGCUUGAGCCCUCGCUCGUCCACACAGAAAUGAAGGCGCUACAAGGCCACUUCCGCGAGAAGCGAGACUUCGUCCUCCAGCGUCUUCACGAAAUCGGUUUCCGCGUCCAGGACGUCCCGCAGGCAACCUUCUACAUCUGGCUCGACUUGACCUCGCUCGAACCACCUCUUCCCAGGGAAGCUAACAUCUCUGAUGGACUGAACUUCUUCAAUGCCCUUCUGAGCGAGAAGGUCAUUGUCGUGCCCGGUAUCUUCUUCGACUUGAACCCGGCCAAGAGACGCGACCUGUUCGACAGUCCCUGCCACCACUUUGUCCGCUUGAGUUAUGGGCCGAAGAUGGACGUUUUGAAGAUGGGUCUCGACGGUAUUGAGCGGGUUAUUCGCCGUGCGCGGGGAGAGCACUACGAGCCUACGGCUCAGGAUGAGGAGGCUAUUCAGGACGAUUAG
Molecule: messenger RNA, 1449 nt
Organism: Aspergillus puulaauensis
Lineage: Eukaryota; Fungi; Ascomycota; Eurotiomycetes; Eurotiales; Aspergillaceae
Product: pyridoxal phosphate-dependent aminotransferase
Exons: 3
Coding region: 1-1449 (482 amino acids)
Biological process (GO): biosynthetic process
Molecular function (GO): pyridoxal phosphate binding
Source: RefSeq, a predicted model, not a curated record